This is a messenger RNA of Nerophis lumbriciformis (worm pipefish), 918 nucleotides long. Lineage: Eukaryota; Metazoa; Chordata; Actinopteri; Syngnathiformes; Syngnathidae. The record is from RefSeq and is a predicted model, not a curated record.
AUGGCCACCGACCUCGCCAUGAGCGCAGAGCUGCCAAACAGCCCGCUGGCCAUCGAGUACGUCAAUGACUUUGACUUGAUGAAGUUCGAGGUGAAAAAAGAGCCCCCGGAGGCGGAACGCUACUGCCACCGCCUCCCGUCCGGCUCGCUCUCCUCGACCCCCAUCAGCACGCCCUGCUCCUCCGUGCCUUCUUCGCCGAGCUUCUGCGCCCCGAGCCCCGGCGCGCAGCCCAACCAGAGCCUCUCCAGCGGGGUCACCAGCGCCGGCAGCAGCAGUAGCAGCAGCGGAAGCAACAAUCACAACAACGCGGGGAAGCCCCAGCUGGAGGACCUGUACUGGAUCCCGAGCUACCAGCAUCACAUCAACCCCGAGGCGCUCAACUUGACCCCGGAGGACGCGGUGGAGGCCCUCAUCGGGAACGCGCAUCACCAUCACCACCAUCACCAAGCCUACGAGGGCUUCCGCGGCCAGCAGUACGCGGGAGAAGACCUGUCCGCGGCCUCGGCGGGUCACCACCACCAGCCCCACCACCACCACCAUCAUCACCACCACCACCUCCACGGCCACCACGUCCGGCUCGAGGAGCGCUUUUCGGACGAGCAGCUCGUCAGCAUGACCGUGCGAGAGCUCAACCGGCAACUGCGCGGCUUCAGCAAGGAGGAGGUGAUCCGCCUCAAGCAGAAGAGGCGCACCCUGAAGAACCGAGGCUACGCGCAGUCGUGCCGCUUCAAGCGCGUCCAGCAGAGACACAUGUUGGAAACCGAGAAAUGCACCCUCCAGAACCAGGUGGAGCAGCUCAAGCAGGAUGUGGCGCGACUCGCCAAGGAAAGGGAUCUUUACAAGGAGAAGUACGAAAAACUGGCCAGCCGGACCUACUCCAGAGAUCCAUCCGGGAAACAGGCCGACUUCUUCAUGUGA